Tetrapisispora phaffii CBS 4417 is the source of this 807-nucleotide messenger RNA. It is a transcript of the gene ATG38, whose product is annotated as Atg38p. NCBI's taxonomy places the organism in Eukaryota, Fungi, Ascomycota, Saccharomycetes, Saccharomycetales, Saccharomycetaceae. The transcript is spliced from 2 exons. Bases 1 to 807 code for a protein of 268 amino acids. The record is from RefSeq and is a predicted model, not a curated record.
AUGCCUGAAUUAUUAAAAGUUUAUGAAUUGAUCAAUAAUGCUGAGAGAGAGUCUCAAAAAGGUUUGUAUGCGAAGGCUAGAAGUAUAUAUGAAGAAAUUUUAGAUUAUAUCUUGGAUGAUAACAGGAAUGCAAUAACUCUUGAUUUGCAAAAAGUAGGCUCAAAAGUUGGCGAAGCUGUUGAGCUACUAGUGGAAGAUGUUAAGUUACGAAUACGAGAACUGGAUACUUUAAUAGGUAUUCGUAACCUUCAAAAACCUUCCAGUGAACAUAAAGAAUUGAAUAAUAGUUAUAAUAACAAUAGCUUACAAAAAGAUGGGGAGAAUUCAAAUAUUACUCCUUUAAACAAAAGGAAACAAUAUAAUAUGUUAAAUUCUGUUAUAUUAAACAACGGUUCUAUAAUUAACCCAGGAGAAUCGAUUUGGAACAUUAAUAGUAAUAAACUUAUAGCUGAUCCUUCACUAAUUAGUAUAUUCAAUAAAUUUCAAUCGAACUUAACGAAAUCGUUAUCAGAUCAGCUUUUGAACAGCAAUGAGAUGAAUGAUUCUAAUUCGAAAACAACCAGCAUCGUAGCACAGCAAAUAAAAUAUAUAGUAGCGAAAGCUAUUGAGGAUGAAUUAUCAUCUUUUGAGAAAGAAUUAUGUGUCUAUGAAAAUAAAAAAUGUAAAGAAUAUCAAAUUAAACUGAACCGUUCUUCUGAAGAGAACAAAAGAUUAAACAAACAAAUUAUGAAGUUACGUGAGAGAUGGGAUGGUCUAGUGGAAAGUGCUAAACAAAAGAAGCUAAGAAAACAAGAGGAUGGUAUAUAA